Molecule: messenger RNA, 3276 nt
Organism: Cryptomeria japonica (Japanese cedar)
Lineage: Eukaryota; Viridiplantae; Streptophyta; Pinopsida; Cupressales; Cupressaceae
Product: disease resistance protein Roq1-like
Exons: 5
Coding region: 108-3164 (1018 amino acids)
Biological process (GO): defense response; signal transduction
Molecular function (GO): ADP binding
Source: RefSeq, a predicted model, not a curated record
UAAAUUGGUGUGGUUAGGUCUUAUGACCUACCAUACAUUGUUUCUACUACUUUAUCUCUUCGCCUCCUGUCUUCCAUCGUUUCUGGCCCUGCGUUUGAUUCACUUCCAUGGCAAGGGGAAAUGAGAUUACCAAUUCCGCCUUUGCUGAAAUUAUGGCGCCCUCUGCAUCGUCUUCAAAUCCAACGAAGAAGGUGCGGUACGAUGUAUUCAUAAACCAUCGCGGCCCUGACACCAAGCAAACCCUAGCCGCCUCAAUCUACCGUGCCCUCAAACUCAUGGGACUUCGUGUUUUCUUGGAUGAACCAGAGCUCGAUCUUGGUGAUUCCAUACCCUCUGAGAUACAACAUGCCAUCGCUACUUCUUUCCUUCAUAUUGCUAUCCUUUCACCCACAUAUGCAGAAUCCACUUGGUGUCUGGAAGAGUUGUCCCUUAUGCUGAAAACUGGCCAGACAAUCAUUCCCCUUUUCUACAAUGUUGAUAUCAAUCAUAUCCGUUGGAUUCGUAAAGGAGAUGGACCCUAUGCUGAAGCAGUUUCCAAGCUUGAAGCCAAAGCAAUUUCCAAGCUUGAAGCCAAAGCAAUUUCCAAGCUUGAAGCCAAGGAGAGAUAUAGUCCAGAAAAGAUUGAGGAUUGGAAGUCGACGCUGGAAAAGGUUUCAUAUCUCAAGGGCUACAUUGUCAACAGUAAGAAAAAUGCAUCUUUCUACAGUGAUGAAGAAGUGUUGAAGAUUAUUAAAAAUUAUGUUAUGAAGCAGUCCAAAAAGACUCCAUUUGUGAUGCCCAAACAUCUUGUGGGUCUUGAUAAAAUCUUACAAGACUUUGAAAGAAGUGUAUUGCAAUCUUCUAAAUAUGUAAAAAUUGUGGGGAUUACAGGUAUGAGUGGGUGUGGAAAAAGCACAUUGGCAAAACAAUACUACAACAAGAUGAUACAGUCCUCCUACAGGUGUAGUUUUCUUUUUGAUGUUUCAACUAAAAAUUUGUGUGAAAUGCAAAAAAAAAUGUUUCAAGAUCUUGGUGGUUCAGAAGAUGUAUCAUUUGAUAGUGUAGAAGAAGGAAAAGCAAUCUUAAGAGAGUAUUUGAGUUUUGUUCAGGUAUUUAUUAUCUUGGAUAAUGUAGAUCAUCUAGAUCAAUUAGAAUCUCUCUUACCAAUAAAAGAUAAUCUUGGGCAUGGCAGUGUGGUUGUGGUUAUAAGUCAAAAUUCGCACAUUUUUACAUUAUGGGGAAUUCCUUCUGAUUCUAUUUUCAAGAUGAAGGAGUUUAAUUCUGGACAUUCUAUGGAACUAUUUUGCUGGCAUUCUUUCGGAAAACCCUCUCCAGAAGAUGGAUUUGAAUGUCUUGUUAGUGGUUUUUUAAAAUUCUGCCAUGGAUUGCCAUUAGCCGUCAAGGUAUUAGGAGGACUUGUGCGUGGAAAGUCGAAGGCUUGUUGGGCUUCGCAAUUGGAUAAGGUCUCGAAAUCAUUGCCCAAAGGCAUUAGAAGCUUGCUACAAGUGAGCUUUGAUGCGCUAGAUGAGGAAGAAGAGAAGGAGAUAUUUUUAGAUAUCUCUUGUUUCUUCAUCGGAACAGAAAAGGAUUCAGCCAUCGCAGUGUGGGAUGCGUCCAAAUGGAGUGGGGAGUGUAGUUUGCAAAUACUUGUGGAUAAGUUUUUGGUUGAGAUAGAUGGGUAUAACUGCUUGAGAAUGCAUGAUCUGCUGAGAGAUUUGGGAAGGGACAUCUCAGAGACAAAGUCACCGUACCGCCUGUGGUCAUCGGAGCAAAUUACCCAUAUUGAGGAAAAGGGGGAGAUUCGGGGAAUUAAAAUUCAAACGGAAGAGGUUUAUAAAGACUUUGUGGAGCUUGUCCAAGGACCGGGUAGAAGGUUGAAGCGAAAACAGGGUUUAAAAAUCCUGCAUGUUGAAAACAAUUAUCUUACAGAAGAAUUAGCAGCACAAUCAGAAGGCCUUCUAUCGCUGCGAUGGGCCAAGUUUCCACAUACAGCUAUUCCGGCAUGGAUUUCGUUGAAGAAGUUGAGAGUUUUAGAGCUUUGCGAGGCUUCUAAUUUAGAAGAACCGUGGAGGGACAGUGCCAACCCUCCUGUGCAGUUGGAAGUGCUGAGAAUCAUUCAUGCCGGAAGUUUCCUGAGAUUUCCAAGGUCAAUAGGAUUUCUAAAGCAUUUAAAAAAUAUUUAUUUUGAUGGCCAAGGAGCUCCUAUUGAAGGUUUACCAGAUGAGUUUUGCUGUCUCCAAUCGCUGGAGCGCCUGGAGUUAGUUGGAUGUGAUGAGCUAAAAUCAUUGCCUAGCAAGUUCGGUGAUCUGACAAAUCUGCAGCAUCUAAUUUUGAAAAGAUGCCGUGGGAUCGAAGGUUUACCAGAAGAUUUUGCCUGCCUCCAAUCACUGAAGGAGUUAGUGUUAAGUAAUUGUCAUAAGCUAAAAGCGUUGCCUAGCAAGUUCAGCAAUCUCACAAAUCUGUGGGUGACCUUCUGCUCAGGGCUCAGGAAAAUAGAAGGAUUAGAAAAUUGCACUUCAUUAGAGGUGCUGAUUUUAGAUACCCGUGCGAAAAUGCCAAAUAUGAUGGAUAUGGAGAGUUUGAGGUGGGUAAACAUCAUGCCAGAAUGUCACCGGCUAUCAGCAUGUGGAGCUUGCCUUCAAACAAUAAAUAGAGAGAAAUGGCCAUCCGGAUUAACGAUUUGUGUAAAGAGUGUGGCUGGCGUGGAGGCGAUUGUGAAGUCUAUUUCAUCUCCUGCUCUCACUUUGGUUGACUCGUUCCACCGGCGGAAGAGGAGAUAUUCUUGGUCGCUCGACGAUAAUUAUUGGCGGUAUGUCUUUUUGACAGAGCGUCCUGCCAACGCGGCAGCGAUGAUAUGCCUUGUUAUAGAUUCCAAAAAUGUCAACUUUCUUAAGUUGACUAGUGUUAUAGAUCUCAAUUAUUAUAGUGAAGGUUUUUGGCCAGGACCAAACCAUUGUGAAACGUAUUUAUGGCGUGGAAAAAGGGUAUGCAUAGGUGUCUUCACUGCAUCUUCACUCGUGGGAAGCCAAGUCUCUUUCUCACUAGGUUGGAAAAAGGGCCAUGCGGAAGAAGAAUUGGUAGAGAUGGGAAUAUUAGUGAUGGGCGAGGAAAGUGAAGUUGUGGAUGCUUUUUAUCAAUUAGUACAAGAUUUGGGAAAAGCACAAGAUAUUUGUGAGGCUCGAUGAAUUUGUAAAUCUGAAUAAUUAUAAUUUAAGGAUAGAUGAUGGAAAAUUAGGUUGUAAAUAUUAUAAAUUUUAUUGUGUAAUAUUUGUAAUUAAAUUGUUUUUAAUUGAAGAA